Molecule: messenger RNA, 4041 nt
Organism: Pipistrellus nathusii (Nathusius's pipistrelle)
Lineage: Eukaryota; Metazoa; Chordata; Mammalia; Chiroptera; Vespertilionidae
Source: the annotation of a GenBank genome assembly
AUGGGCGCCGGGGGAUGCAGGAUGCGGAGGGCGCCCGCGCGCCUGCUGCUGCUGCCGCCGCUGCUGCUGCCGUGGCUGCUGCUCCUGGCGCCCGGGACCCGGGGGGCGCCCGGCUGCCCCGUCCCCAUCCGCAGCUGCAAGUGCUCCGGGGAGCGGCCCAAGGGGCUGAGCGGCGGCGGCGCCCCCAACCCGGCGCGCAGGAGGGUGGUGUGCGGCGGCGGGGACCUCCCGGAGCCCCCCGAGCCCGGCCUCCUGCCUAACGGCACCGUGACCCUGCUCUUGAGCAACAACAAGAUCACGGGGCUCCGGAAUGGAUCCUUCCUGGGACUGUCCCUGCUGGAGAAGUUGGACCUGAGGAACAAUGUCAUCAGCACUGUGCAGCCCGGUGCCUUCCUGGGCCUGGGGGAGCUGAGGCGCUUAGAUCUCUCCAACAACCGGAUUGGCUGUCUCACCUCUGAGACUUUCCAAGGCCUCCCCAGGCUUCUCCGACUAAACAUUUCUGGAAACAUCUUCUCUAGCCUGCAGCCUGGGGUCUUUGAUGAGCUGCCAGCCCUUAAGCUUGUGGACCUCGGCACCGAGUUCCUGACCUGCGACUGCCGCCUGCGCUGGCUGCCGUCCUGGGCCCGCAAUCACUCCCUGCAGCUGUCUGAGCGCACGCUCUGCGCCUACCCCAGCGCCCUCCACGCCCAGGCCCUGGGCGGCCUGCAGGAGGCCCAGCUGCGCUGCGAGGGGGCUCUGGAGCUACACACGCACUACCUCAUCCCGUCCCGACGCCAAGUGGUGUUCCAGGGUGACCGCCUGCCCUUCCAGUGCUCCGCCAGCUACCUGGGCAACGACACCCGCAUCCGCUGGUACCACAACCGGGCCCCCGUGGACAGCGACGAGCAGGCGGGCAUCCUCCUGGCCGAGAGCCUCAUCCACGACUGCACCAUCAUCACCAGCGAACUGACCCUGUCUCACAUCGGCGUGGGCGCCUCUGGCGAGUGGGAGUGCUCCGUGUCCACCGUCCAGGGCAACGCCAGCAAGAAGGUGGAGAUCGUGGUGCUGGAGAUCUCCGCCUCCUACUGCCCGGCUGAACGUGUCGCCAACAACCGAGGGGACUUCAGGUGGCCUCGAACUCUGGCUGGCAUCACAGCCUACCAAUCCUGCCUGCAGUAUCCCUUCACCUCGGUGCCUCUGAGCGGGGGCACUCCGGGCACCCAGGCCUCCCGCCUGUGUGACCGCGCUGGCCGCUGGGAGCCAGGGGACUACUCCCACUGCCUGUACACCAACGACAUUACCCGGGUGCUUUACACCUUCGUGCUGAUGCCCAUCAACGCCUCCAAUGCGCUGACCCUGGCCCACCAGCUGCGCGUGUACACAGCCGAGGCUGCCAGCUUCUCAGACAUGAUGGAUGUAGUCUACGUGGCUCAGAUGAUCCAGAAGUUUUUGGGUUACGUGGACCAGAUCAAAGAGCUGGUGGAGGUCAUGGUGGACAUGGCCAGCAACCUGAUGCUGGUAGACGAGCACCUGCUGUGGCUGGCCCAGCGAGAGGACAAGGCCUGCAGCGGCGUCGUGGGUGCCCUGGAGCGCAUUGGGGGGGCCAUCUUGAGCCCCCAUGCCCAGCACAUCUCUGUGAACUCGAGGAACGUGGCGUUGGAGGCCUACCUCAUCAAGCCGCACAGCUACGUGGGCCUGACCUGCACGGCCUUCCAGCGGAGGGAGGCCGGUGUGCCCGGCCCCCGGCCCACAGGCCUGGGCCAGAACCCGUCUCCCGAGCUGGAGCCCCUGGCUGAUCAGCAGCUCCGCUUCCGCUGUACCACCGGGAGGCCCAACGUUUCUCUGUCGUCCUUCCACAUCAAGAACAGCGUUGCCCUGGCCUCCAUCCAGCUGCCGCCCAGCCUCUUCUCAUCCCUCCCGGCCUCCCUGGCGCCCCCAGUCUCCCCAGACUGCACCCUGCAACUGCUCGUCUUCAGAAACGGCCGCCUCUUCCGCAGCCACGGCAACACCUCCCGCCCCGGGGCUGUGGGGCCCGGCAAGAGGCGUGGCGUGGGCACCCCUGUCAUCUUCGCAGGAACAAGUGGCUGUGGCGUGGGAAACCUGACGGAGCCAGUGGCCAUUUCCUUACGGCACUGGGCUGAGGGGGCCGAGCCGGUGGCAGCCUGGUGGAGCCAGGAAGGGCCGGCCGGUGCUGGGGGCUGGAGCUCCGAGGGCUGCCAGCUCCGCUCCAGCCAGCCUAACGUCAGCUCCCUGCACUGCCAGCACCUGGGCAACGUGGCCGUGCUCAUGGAGCUGAGUGCCUUCCCCAGGGAGGUGGGGGCCUCGGGGGCAGGGCUGCAUCCUGUCGUGUACCCCUGCACCGCCCUGCUGCUGCUCUGCCUCUUCUCUACCAUCAUCACCUACAUCCUCAACCACAGCUCCAUCCAUGUGUCCCGGAAGGGCUGGCACAUGCUGCUGAACCUGUGCUUCCACAUGGCCAUGACCUCCGCCGUCUUUGCAGGAGGCAUCACACUCACCAACUACCAGAUGGUCUGCCAGGCGGUGGGCAUCACUCUGCACUACUCCUCCCUGUCCACCCUGCUCUGGAUGGGCGUGAAGGCCCGCGUCCUCCACAAGGAGCUCACCUGGAGGGCGCCCCCUCCCCAGGAAGGGGACUCUGCCCCGCCUGCUCCCCGUCCCAUGCUCCGGUUCUAUUUGAUCGCCGGAGGGAUCCCUCUCAUUAUCUGUGGCAUCACAGCUGCUGUCAACAUCCACAACUACCGGGACCACAGCCCCUACUGCUGGCUGGUGUGGCGUCCGAGCUUAGGAGCCUUCUACAUCCCGGUGGCUUUGAUUCUGCUGAUCACCUGGAUCUAUUUCCUGUGUGCGGGACUGCGCCUGAGGGGUCCCCUGGCACAGAGCCCCAAGGGGGUCGCAAGCAGGGCCUCCCUGGACCAAGGGGAGGAGCUGAGGGGUCCCACCAGGCUCAGGAGCAGCGGGCCCCUCCUGAGUGACUCGGGGUCCCUUCUGGCCGCAGGGAGCGCGGGGGUGGCGACGCCUGGGCCCCCGGAGGAUGGGGACGGCCUCUAUUCCCCGGGCGUCCAGCUGGGCGCGCUGGUGACCACGCACUUCCUGUACCUGGCCAUGUGGGCCUGCGGGGCGCUGGCCGUGUCGCAGCGCUGGCUGCCCUGCGUGGUGUGCAGCUGCCUGUACGGGGCGGCGGCCUCGGCCCUGGGCCUCUUCGUCUUCGCCCACCACUGCGCCCGGCGCAGGGACGUCCGGGCGUCCUGGCGCGCCUGCUGCCCCCCGGCCCCGGCCCCGCGCGCCUCCCCCCAGGCCGUGCCCGCGGCCCCCGAGGACGGCUCCCCCGUGUUCGGGGAGGGGCCCCCUUCCCUGAAGUCGUCCCCGAGCGGCAGCAGCGGCCACGCGCCGCCGCCCCCGGGGCCCUGCAAGCUCACCAACCUGCAGCUGGCCCAGAGCCAGGCCUGCGAGGCGGGGGCGGCCCGCGGGGAGGGGGAGCCGGAGCCCGCGGGCGCCCGCGGCGGCCUGGCCCCCCGGCACCCCAACAACCUGCCCCACGGGCGCCGCGCGCACAAGAGCCGGGCCAAGGGGCACCGGGCCGGGGAGGCGGGCGGCAAGAACCGGCUCCGGGCGCUGCGCGGGGGCGCGGCGGCGGCGGCGGCCGGGGCCGGGGCGGCGGAGCUGCCGUCCAGCGAGAGCGGCAGCCUGCACACCAGCCCGUCCGACAGCCGCCCGGGCAGCAGCCGCCACAGCCCGGCCGCCGGCGCCGCGCCCGAGGGCGAGCCCGCGCUCACGCCGUCCGACGGCGGCAGCGACACGAGCGCCGCGCCCGCCCCGGAGGCAGCCCGGCCGGGCCAGCGCCGCAGCGCCAGCCGCGACAGCCUCCGGGGCGCGGCGCCCGACAAGGAGAGCAAGCGCCGCUCCUACCCGCUCCACGCCGCCAGCCUCAACGGCGCCCCCCGGGGCGGCAAGUUCGAGGACGCCACCACCCCGACAGGCGCCGAGGCGGCAGGGGGCGGCUGCAUGAAGACGGGCCUCUGGAAGAGCGAGACCACCGUCUAG